Dicrocoelium dendriticum is the source of this 1089-nucleotide messenger RNA. The record is from the annotation of a GenBank genome assembly. Lineage: Eukaryota; Metazoa; Platyhelminthes; Trematoda; Plagiorchiida; Dicrocoeliidae.
AUGUCAAUUCCAGUAUUGAUGGGUGAUGACGAUACUCAUGCGCAUACGGACUAUGACAAGGCCUGCGUACUCAGUGUGCAAUAUGCAGCAGCGUUUGUAAGGGAAACCUCUUUGACAGGCGUUGAGCUAGUUUGCAGAACCCCAGAAGGUUCAGAACUAUCUGAAUUUAUUGUAGCGGAGACUGCAGUUCGUAGGCUGUUACAAGGGCUGAACCCUUCUAUGGCCUCUGGGCCAGAUUUAAUUCACCCGAAACUGUUGCAUGAGUUGGCUGCGGAACUAAGUGGACCGCUCGCUAUUGUGUUUCAGAAAUCGCUUGCCACUUGUGCAUUGCCUUCCGAAUGGAAGGAAGCUGUCAUCUGUCCCAUCUUCAAAAGUGGGGACAUGGGUCUGCCUGCAAAUUACAGGCCAGUUAGUCUGACGAGUGUAGUAGUCAAACUCCUCGAGAAACUGGUGAGACAUUCAUUGGAGAGUCAUCUGAAUAGAUUUAAUCUACUUAACAAUGUGCAACACGGAUUCCGGAAGGGAUUUUCGUGUCUGACGAAUCUGUUGUUGGCUCGCGAAAAUUGGGCGGAUGCAGUGGAUAACGGCCACACAUUGGACGUGCUUUUCGUCGACUUUUCGAAGGCAUUUGACAAGGUACCCCAUUUGAGGCUCGCGCAAAAGCUGUCCUCUUACGGGGUAUCUGGCCGCGCCCUUCAUUGGGUGACUGCCUUCUUGGAGGGUAGAGAACAGUGUGUACGGGUAGGCCGGGGCCUAUCAUUUGGGCAGUCUGUCCUCAGCGGCGUGCCGCAGGGCUCGGUCUUUGGACCGCUGUUGUUAUCUAUCUAUGUGAAUGACCUACCCGCGGAGCUUGAGGUACCAUCGCUGCUAUUUGCUGAUGACCUGAAGCUGUGGAACAUUGUUUAUGUUCCUGGGGGUUCAGAAGCUAUUCAGCGAGCAUUGGAUAAGCUUUGGGACUGGUCUACUUUAUGGUUACUGCCCAUAAAUCAAGCAAAGUGCUCCGUUCUUCGAAUUGGAGGAGGUUGUCCUCCUGCGAAGUACUUGGUCGGUGGGGUCUUACUCCCCGUGUAUCUAGCCAGGUUGACCUAG